UUUUUGCUUUUAGCCAAGGGUACGGGGUUGUGUGUUAGGGGGGAAAAAAGGAACAAGUUUGCUUAACCUGAAUAAAUAUACUUACACGUUUAAAACAUUUAUAUAUUUAAUACUAUCCAUAGUUUGCGAUCGCUUCUUUAAGAAACCUUUUUGAAAAAAAAAGUAAGAUUAAACUUUUGUUUUAUUUAGAAAGAGUUUAUAUUUUGUUUUCAUCUUUUAAAAACAACUUCACCAGUGGUCUUAAAGAUGAUUGAUACAGUUGUACCAGGAUCGGAAGCCUUGCCGUUCUCUAUACAGCUGAAGGCCCUGUUGGAUCAAGAGACAAAAUACCAGCCCAAACUGUGUGGCUUGAGGUUGAUUGAAUCGGCCAACGAUAAUGGCCUGAGAAUGACGGCCAGGCUGAGAGAUUUUGAAAUUAGAGAUCUGUUGUCUUUAACUCGGUUCUUCAGCUUUAGUGCUGAGACAUUCUCGCUUGCUGUGAACCUGCUUGAUCGGUUCUUGGCUCAAAUGAAGGUGCAACCAAAGCAUUUAUCCUGUGUUGGGUUAUGCUGUUUUUACUUGGCUGUGAAAUCUCUGGAGGAGGAGAGGAAUGUCCCGCUUGCCAAUGAUUUAAUCCGAAUCAGCCAGCGCAGAUUCACUGUUUCAGACAUGAUGAGAAUGGAGAAGAUCAUAAUAGAGAAACUCUACUGGAAAAUAAAAUCUACUACUGCCUUGCAAUUGCUGAGGCUGUAUCACUCGCACAUCACUGAGCAAUCUGUCUCUGAAAGCAAGACGCUGCUGAACAUUGAACGACUUGAAGCUCAGCUAAAAGCAUGCCACUGUCGCUUUGCUUUCUCAAAAGCAAAGCCCUCUGUGCUAGCUCUGGCUAUACUGGCUCUGGAGAUCCAAGAGCAGAAGCUUCAUGAAUUGGCAGAUUUGUUGCAGAGUCUCCAGCAGCAGUCCAAUAUUUCAUGCCGAGAGCUGUUCUAUUGGAGAGAGCUGGUUGCUAAAUGCCUUGCUGAAUACUCUUCGCCCAAGUGUGCCAAGCCAAACAAUCAGAAACUGAGGUGGAUCGUAUCGGGGAGGACUGCUCGACAACUGAAGCACAGCUAUUACAGGAUAGCGCACCUUCCAACGAUUCCAGAGGCUGCUUAAUAAAGAGAAAAAAGGUGCUGAUGUGGUGGUACUUGAUGCCUGAAGGAUUCAUUUGUUAAAAGAAAAAAAAAAAAACAGUAGUAGAUGAAAUUGUUAAAGAACAAUUUAUUAAUACAGGCAGCUAUUAGGAAUUUGCAUUUUUUUCUCUUUCUUUUGGAUAACGCUGUUUAUGGCGAAGUUGGUAUUAUGGCCAUAUUUGAUGCAGCCAAGAAGUGCCAAAAUAUACAUCCUAUCAAAUUUUUAUUUUGAAGUAACAUCCUAUAAACCUACAGUAUAUGAAACACUUCUUGGAUAGUUACCUUAAAAGCUGUGACAUCCAAUGGUCUCCAUAACCUGCAAAUUUCAUGUUCUUAAUUUCAAGUCUUUAAAGUUACUUCCUAAAAAAAAAUUGCUUGACGACACAGAAGUUUAACUUAAGUGAACUGAAAUUUAAACUGGUUUGUCCACAUGCUUUUUGUUUUUUUGCAGUAUUUGCACUUUGAGUACUAUUGUAUUAUGCUACAGAUUGGCUACUACCACUAAAGGGCUAAGCAUUUUGAACAGCUGUGAUGAAGAACCACUGUAUAGAUGAUGGUUAGACUCUUUACUACAAAGAGUCUUUCAGUUCUCUUUGUACACUGCACCAGCACAUGGGCCAUUUUAGCCAUGAGCUGUGGUAUAUAUUCGGAUGAAUUUCAUCAGCUUAAAUGUGAAAAAAUGCAGCCUGUUCUCUGGUAAUAGCCUUUAAAAUAUAAUUUUUGAAGAAGCUCGCUGUUUUAAAUGUAAAGCCUUCAUUAAGUGUAAAUUGAAGAACAAGGUUGGUUUUGGUUUUAAAAAAUUCAGAACAUAGCAGUAAAUGGAUGAAUUUCUUAAUGAUCUACACUGCAGCAGAUCUAAAUGCCACUGUCAUUUUUAUAUUGUAAGGCAACAGGUGUGUUUUCCCCCCCAAUGGCGAUUUUAUAAUUGACCCCUUUUAAUAACCGCAUAAAGUACAGUAAAAAAAAGGUCUGCCAUAGAGCAGUUCUGGCAGUUUGAGUGACAUUGUUCGGAUCUGCUGCAGUUUAGAUAAUUAAAAUAGACUAUUGGGCCAGAUUUUUUUUUUUUUGUGGGUAUAGCUUAUUUAUUCAACCUUGUUUUUGGUUUCACUGAUUUUUGAAGGCUUUUAUUUUUGUGUAUGUUUUCACUUUAAUCAGUGCCAUGGUUCUUGGUUACAUCGCCUUUGGCACUGGUGAAGGUUUAAGAGCAGUAAAGUUAUGAACCACCUAGGUCCUCAGUCCACUAUGUGGAAGAGGAGGAAGAAGGGUUUUGUGAGCUAAAUGAUCAGAAAAUCGGAAACCAAGAAAAUUGAACCCAAAACCCUUAAACUUCCACCCUAGGUAGCUGAGCAAUCCUAAUACACACUCCUACCCAAGGUUAUAGUUGUUCGAGUUAUCUUUUAGGUAAGAUAACAGUGUAAGGUAUUAUUUAAAUUGUGAUCCUUACAGCAGAUGAAAUACUCCACUCAGAAGAGUGGUAUAAUGAGGGGCACAGAGCAGCGACAUGGGCUCUAAUGGUUUCUUCUUGGUGCCCCAAAUGAUUGACAGCCUGUUUUCUCUUAUUUCCUACAACACUACAUGUUUUCAAGUUGUAGGCAUGGCUUAAACAAUAGCACCUGCAUUUGUUUAACAUGAAAAACACAACUUUUAAAUCUCCUAAAAUGUUAAGGGCCUCUUAUGAUUAGGUCUUGUUUCUGUACUAUCAGACUCUCCUAUUCAGUUAACAUUUUUUGUUUGUGUGUGUGUUUUUUGUUUGUGUUCUUUUAUUUUCCAUGUUGCUAAGCAUUGUCAUCAUACUGCUGAUGUUGCGGUGCAGUGAUGCCUCUAUAAAGCUCAUAUCUAAACACCUAUCUAGAUCACGCUAGUCACACCAGACUAGCCUAGAGUGUUUUUAUUAACUUUUUUUUUUUAUCCCCUACAUUACCACCAUCAAAUAUAAAAUUAGAGGCAUCUAUUUAGAUGAUUAUUGCAAUUAAUACUGUUAACAUUUGAAAGUUUAGGUACAGUAUAUCUCCAAAAAGUUUAGGCAGUAUCUCGCUAAAAAUCCCCUUUUUUUUUUUUUUUUUUUUUUUUUUGCAUUUGUAUAUGAUAGAAUGAUGAAUUGGAGAAAUAUGAAUAGUAAAUUGGUUUACCCAGAAAUUGAUCGACGCCAUUAGAAACAAUUUUUUUUUUUGUGUAAUCAGUCACUCAAUAAAAUACUUUACGUUAAACCUGGUUUUACAAUCAAGUUAAUGUUUGUUUUGCAAAACUAAUUGAGCUAUGUACAUUUUCUUUUUAAUUGUUUUUGUAUUUUGAAGGAUCUGGAAUUGUUGGCACAAUUUUAAAAUAUCAAAGUAUUCAAAGAGCACUUUAAAGUAUGCUGUGGCCUUUUAAACUUAAUUGUGUGGCUCCUACUGAAUGAAGAGCAUUCCGAGAAUAAAGAUCUACACCCACAGACAUGAAACUGAAAUGUUAUGUAUGCUUUUGUUGUGCCUUAAUCUUGCUGAAAUUCCAGAGUAUUCCUUUUAAAUACAAUUUAAGAAUACAAAAAAAUGAAACAAUAGAAAGCUGGUGUCUUGCUCAUUUAGAAAGAGGUGCAAUGUUGAAUUCCCAAGUUUUACCAUUUAUGUUCAGUCAGCUGAGAAAUGUGGCAGACUUGUGGAAGUUAUUUUGUUUUCAUGGUAAAGACUGUCAUGAACUAAUAAACUGUUUUUUUUUUUUUUUGUGACCUUUCAAUAAAAAUAUUGGAAUGUGA
Messenger RNA from Acipenser ruthenus (sterlet), 3882 nucleotides. RefSeq names its product cyclin-G1-like. The record is from RefSeq and is a predicted model, not a curated record. Gene Ontology annotation, cellular component: cyclin-dependent protein kinase holoenzyme complex; cytoplasm; nucleus. The transcript is spliced from 7 exons. The coding region runs from base 247 to 1134 and encodes 295 amino acids. Gene Ontology annotation, molecular function: cyclin-dependent protein serine/threonine kinase regulator activity. Gene Ontology annotation, biological process: regulation of cyclin-dependent protein serine/threonine kinase activity; mitotic cell cycle phase transition. NCBI's taxonomy places the organism in Eukaryota, Metazoa, Chordata, Actinopteri, Acipenseriformes, Acipenseridae.